Siniperca chuatsi (mandarin fish) is the source of this 6268-nucleotide messenger RNA. RefSeq lists its product as uncharacterized. The record is from RefSeq and is a predicted model, not a curated record. The coding region runs from base 4176 to 5276 and encodes 366 amino acids. The transcript is spliced from 16 exons. NCBI's taxonomy places the organism in Eukaryota, Metazoa, Chordata, Actinopteri, Centrarchiformes, Sinipercidae.
UUAGAUAAAUCUUCUUGCUUCCCCUUUCUUCUUUCUCUGCUCUUCAGGGAUUAGGAUGUGCCAAGCCAUGUUGGCUUGUUGUGUGUUUGUGUAGGUGUGUGGUGUUUGUGCAUCUCCUCACUUACACAACAGUAAAUACAUACCUAAUUUUUCAGUCCAGCACAAAUGUACACAUCAGAUAGUACACAUACUAUCUGAUGAGGACAGUGUCAUUGUGCUAUCUGAUGAGAAUAGCAUCACUUACAUUCCGUGCUAGUCAACUGAGGCUGCACUAUAUUUUUCAAGCUUAUAUGAAUUGGUAAUGAGUUGUAGAGAGAGAGACAGUCACUGUGUGUUGACGAAAUACCUCCCUGGAAGAAUAAUUCUCAGAAAUAUCUCUGUUACAUGAUUUACAGCAGCAUCAAUUAAUAGAAACAAGAUAUACACAAUUUUCUAAGAACCUAAUUUCCUGUCAGCUUUUUAAACUAUAAAGAACUAUAAAACUUUUUAUGACUGCUCAGGGCUGCACAUUUCUUUGGGAGAGAAAUUGUUUAAAUUAUAUUUUAUUUAGGUUUGUUGAAAAGCAACCAUGUCUCAACAUAUCCAUAAGCCACAAUUUACCAUCAUAGAGGUCAUAUUGUUGUCUUUGCAAGGGUGAGGAGGUGUUACAAAAGUACAAUACAAUGGAAAAGGUUACCUGAUAAGACCUGGCGCCAUAAUGUGUGGUGUGUUUAUUUUAGUGUCAAGCUGAAUGUUUUAGGGUAGCGUGACCUUAGCUACCUGCAGCGUUGAGGACAAGGUGUUUUUAGCCAAUUAUCCUGCUCUUCCUCUCUCUCUGUCACCUGUAAAGUAAACCAGAAGUAAACACAUUUAAAUAGUCUUUCCAGGCACAAGGAUGAAACUGACAGGUAAAGAUUUGACUCAGAAUCACAACAAGCAAGUUAAACUUUGACAUAACAUUCUUCAGUAAAACAAGCUUAUCUACCAGGACCUAGACAAGACACGUUGUCGAUAGAGAUACCAAACCACUUUGUUUAUAUUGUGCGGUCUGAAGGAUGAGAGAUGUCUAGUGUGUGUGUGUGUGUGUGUGUGUGUGUGCAUGUGUGUUCAUGUUUAUUCCUUAACUUGCAGGCUGCAAGAGGGUAGCCUGGUAUGCAAAAACAAGAUCAUGGGAAUAAAAACAAUAGUCAGGAUCCGUGAGGUGUCAGUGACGACUGUGGAGAGGUGGGAGGACGAUUCUGGGUUCCAAGGUCAACAAGCUAAGCCUCCUGCAACACACAUUCACAUUUAGUGGUAAUGUAAUAGUGACAUGACCCUCGACCCAUGUUAAUACAAGCUGGGGAAUCAUGAAAACAGCCCAUUCUUCACUUAAGCAAACUACAUUAUAUUACUCUAGUGAACCUCAUAAAGUUAGAUGUAUACAAUUGACCUCAGUGCUCACUCUAUAGCGCUAAGGAGAUGAUCUCACAAGCGAUAUGUCUUCAGAAAACAUGUCUCUUAAAAAACUUUGGGUCAGUGCAUGCCUGUGUCUUCAUUUGUGUAUUAACAUCUGUGUGUUUGUUUAAUCUGUGCCCACUAGACUCCAUGUUUACAGGUUAAAAUGUGUGUGAGCAUGCACAUACCUGUAUACAAAUCUGUGCGUGUGGUUAAGAGGUUGUUUAGGCCAUAAAUCACACUUCCCCUUGCACAUACCAUUAUAAUCUCACAUAGAGCAUACACCACUAUACGCUCUCCCACACAAUCAUACUCUCCUACAUGUACCAUUUCACCCUCUAUUGUGAUAAAUGUGAGAAUACUGGUCUGUAUGAGAAAAAUUGAUGUUGUUUAUAAAAGAGGAUUAUUCUGUGUGUGAGUGGGACUGCAUAUACAGCAUGUCAAAGAGAACAGUAGAGAAAGAGAAAGAAUGAUAGUGUUUGUGAGAGAGAAAAGUGGUGUGUGGAUUAAUUUAAUAGUGUGUGUGGACACUAUGAUAGUGUAUAAAGUCUCACAGAAGAGUAAGAAGAAAUAACACAAUCUUACAAUAACAAUAUGUACUGAAAAACAAUCAAAUGAACCCUACUCAGUACUCUCAUGGGUUUUGUUGCUAGAGUCUCACUUAGCUUAUGGCAGCUAAUGGCAAAUUUAAGAUAGAUAUUGCUGAAAAACUGACAUUACUGAGUUUGUUUACUGACUUUAUGACUCUUCUCUUCUUGUGGUACUGUUUCAGUAAAUUGUUUCAUGUCACAGAUAAAUAUUUCAAUGGUUUCAUUACAAACAUGAAACAGAUAGUAGGCCUACAAGGAAAUUCAAUGUGCCAUUAUUUUGUAUCCAACUUUUGUUCAGCCAAAGUCACAUAGUCUCGCUUUAAGGACAACUUAAAAUUCACUUUGUUUUGCUAAAAUGAUAGGUAUGAUAUAGGUAUGGUAUAGGUAAUGAUGGUAUACGUUUUCUGAUUAUUUACCUUGUCUCCUUCUUGAUGCAUAAGGCUGCUGUAGCCGAUGUGAGUAUAAGAGAGUAUGAAUGUGUGUGUAAGAGUGAGCAUGUAAGAGUUUAUAGUGCAGUACUGUGUGUGGGACAGUAAAGUGGUGUAUGUGCCAGACCGUGAUGCAGUGUGUCUGUGAUAGUGAGGAUGGUGCUAACAGUGCAGCGGUGCUCUUAAUUACAGUCCUCCCCAGGAACCAGCUGGAAUAACAUGGAGGAUUAAAAAACCUGAGGUGCUGAGGUACACAACACUGCAGUACAUUAGAGAGCCAAUGAAAUGUGCUUGUUGGAGCCUAGGAGCUGCUGUGUGUGUAUGUGUGUAUACUGUGCAUACUUUCAUCUACACUUUUCUGCAUUUAAGUGUGAUGAUAGCUUAGUGCCAAUAGUUUAAUGAGCAUGCAGACACCUGACAAAAUUCCUGUAAUUCUUAGUUACGAAUGAGAUGAACUAGUGAGUAAUUUGUGUAUGUAAUGCUGAUCCAUUAGCAUCACUUGGCAAGGAGAACUUGUGUAACUGGUAGAUACAGGACAGUAAGUAGCAGAUAUUAUGUUUAAUAACAGUAAUAACUGAUUAUUAAAACUGUCGCCUAUGCUUUUUCUUUUCUUCUUUUAUUAUUUUUCUGUUAGUAUCUCUUAAAAUAAAUUAUCUUUUUCCUGGCAGCAUUGGGCAACAGGUGAACUACAACAGCUUUUAUGAUGCAUUGUUUACAGUUAUUUGUUGUAAUUGUUGAACAAUGUCAGUCUGACAAUCACGGCUACUGGCCUCCAUUGUUAUUAGUGUUAUCCUUUGGGGGUGAGUUAUGGUCGCCUCUGUCCUGUAAUUAUGUUUCUCCUUCCCCUUGGUUGUGGUGACAGAUGAUAACAGCCGUGGAAAACAGUGAAGGAAACCUCCUCUUGGAAGAUGAGGAAUGAUGGCAGUGACAGGGAGACAAUCCCAGACCUGGAACCACAGAGUGUGCUGCUCUCCUGCUCUGUUCACCUGCACUCAGGGGCUCUGUGGAUAUGGAGAGGGAUGGUAGGACAUCCAAGCCUCCCACUGUCACUUGAUGUCUAUGGAAAAUGGAUCAGAUGAGUGGACAAGUCCACUUCCACACUGCUUCCCGCCAGGGGAGCUGAGCCAAGUCCAUUUACUCUCUCAUUCAUGCCUGUUGUGAUGCUGUCAUCUUUAUUCAGUAAGGGUCUCGCCAAGAACGGAUGAAGCAAUCAAGAAUGAUGCAAUGUUAAACUGAAUACGUCGGGAGGACUGCCAUCCUUUGUCCACAACCGAUCUCCAAAGAUAACAGGAGGAUAUACGCAACACAAAUGUGAACAUGGAUAAAUACAAAUGCAGGUAAAAACAUCCUGCCACAGUACAGAAUCCAUACUGGGCCAUAGGAUGUGCUUAUCUAAUGACACAUCUGUUUGUGUGUAUUUUUCAGAGAUCAUGUUGGAACCACAGCUUUUGAAGAUAUACUAUUUGUUGUCUUAUCUUUAUUUUCAUUUUAUUUAGAAUGAAAUUAAAACCCUGUGGUGUUUUUGUGUCUCUUCUCGUCAGUCAGGGCAGUGUGUUCAAUGUGUCUCUGACCUGUAGGAUGAUGGCCUCCCCUUGUGUUCAAUGUGCACAACUACAAAUCCAACAGCAGGAGCAGUUGGCAAUAUAAUAUAUUCAGUAGUUCAACCAAUCGUUUAAAUUUGGUCCAACUUUCAGCUUUGACACACUUCCUGUUGUGGCCUGCUUCCUCCUUUCACCAGUCUCAAAUGGUUUAUUCUCUCUUCGACAAAAUGACCUUUCAAACGCAUCUAAUUCCUGCCAUGAUUAUGGCAUUUUGUAUGGGAAUAACUCUAGGAUGCCCUCAGAGAAACCUUUCCUGCAACGAUAUUAAGACUUCUGACGGAUUCAAGUUCCCAUAUGAAGGGCCUGAGGGAAGUGAGAUUUUCGUGCAUUAUAAUGAGAUCGUGAUUGCUCAUGCUCUGCUAGGCAAUCACUCUUUUACGUAUUUUAAUGAAGUGAUGAGCAUGGACAGCCAUUCAGUCAUCACAAGAGACUGCCGAGACCUGCAAGUAAAAUGCAUAGUUCCUGAUGGAGAGCACUAUGUGAAAGAGACCUGUGUGAAUUAUAAAAUUACUGAGAAAAUGAAGAAUCCAGAUCCCAAUGAUUUACCAACACAAUGGGGGCUCAUCAUUGGUGUAACAUUUGUUGUGAUAGCGAUCCUUGGGAUCAUCUCCAUACUUUGUUGUUACCUGUCUUGGAAAAAGGAAUUGAAACACCAUAGAGACCAGGAGGUCACAGUUGAUGAUUUGGAGACUCAGCACAACAAUGGUAUCAGGCUGAGUGAAAUACCUUCUGCCACCGAUCCACGUGGAAGUGGUGAAAAUGAUAUUGAGGAAGAUAACACACUUGGAAGCGUGCAUGUUCACAGUAUUGAUCCUAAGGCUGAUUGCAAGACUCCUCAAUCCCUUAGUCUGGACCGCAAUUUGAGCAAUGAGGGAAUCCAGCCGCCUAAAAAUGGAGACACAAGCAGUGCCUCUAAUCAUCGAGCCAUGCACAGGAACUUGAGGGAUGAUCCAGGAGGAGUGAAUGACAACAAAGGAAAAGACAUUGUUAGGAUAAGGGAAAUGCAUGGUGAUGGUGGUCCUGAAGAUCAUGACAAUGAAGGACAACCUCUAUUGUCUCUAUUCCUUGUUGUUUCUGUCUCCAGAGCUGCCAUCCAAAUUUUUGACAUGACAGGUGAAGCCGCAGUUUUGGUGAACAAGCACGGCUUUGACCCAGACCAGGUCAGCGGGUGCUCUACUGCACCACAAUUGUUUUGUUUGCUGCAGGACACUGACGUGGAGUCAACACACAACAUGAAGAAUUAGUAUACAUAAAUACAUAUUUAUAAUAAUAACAAUAAUAAUAACCUAUAUUAUUUAUAUCAAGUUUUCUCACAGUCUGGGUAUGUGGCACAUUUACUGGCAUCUCCUUUGUGAUCAAGUCCAGCACUUUUGUUUAAAUAAUCAUUUUCAUGCUUUGCUCUUUUGAUGAGCAUGCUGUCUUUUUUCACAGUGUUAGAAAAUAUAUUUUUUAUAAGCCCUAUGUGCAGAAUUUUAUAUGAUUACAACAUCCACACCGGUGGAAACUGGUGUUGACCAUGCGUUGCUUUCAGCCUAUUCAUUGAUAUAUGAUGACAGAUCAGAUAAGACAUUAAUUUAAGAUGAACAUUACCUAUUACAUUUUACCAAAAUAUUAAAUUACCUGACAGUAAUCACAGUAGAGGUUGACUGAUGAAAGGGAAAACACUGGUCUCAUAAAAAAAACAAAAACAAUGAGAAUAUAUAAGUGGAUGGCUUGACCAAAGGAUGGGUGGACUGUAAACAUGUCAGAAAAAGUACCACAUACACAGCUAUGAGACGACUUAAUAUUAAGGUAUUAAUAUUAAUGUAUACUGUAUAGUAUAAAUAUAUGUAUAAACUAAACAUAUAUAUUAUAUAAAAUAUUCUAUAUUAUAUUAUACAUCAUUAGACUGUAUUAGACUCUAUGCCCACCUCCCCCUCUAUUGGAGUUUACUACAUGUAAUUUCUUAUUUAUCCAGUCAAUUAUAAUAAGUAAGCCUGCCUUUACUCCAUUAUUGCUGCAUAAUCUAGCAACAUGUUUAUUCUUACCAUCUGGAUCACAGCAUCCUUUGCUUUUCACUCUGGAAUUUGUGAAAUUCGAAGAUAUUGUGAUUUUGUAUUUUUCUUUUGUUUCUUAUUUACUCAGAUGCAUUGCUUUUGCUUAUUAAUUGAUCAAUUUAAAUAUAGUAAUCAUGACAGUAGGUAUAUUAAAAAAAUAGCAAUUUUGAAAUAAAUUGUUUACUCCAUCCUGGAGAUCA